CUCUUAAGGAUUAUAAAAACCAAAACGAUGAUGAAUUUUGAUGUUGUCUGUCUUCGCCAUCUACACAUUUAAAUGCAGUGAGACGAACCUCAUCGCAGCAUAGCUGAAGAUGGGCCAUCUGGGCUUCCAGGCUUUGGCACUGAUGGUGCUGGUGACGUUGCCACAUGCCGGGCUCUCCUGCCCACACCCUUGUGCCUGCUACCUGCCCACAGAGGUCCACUGCACCUUCCGCUCCCUUCUUACGGUGCCUGCCGGAAUCCCCAAGCACGUGGAGCGCAUGAAUCUAGGGUUUAACACCAUAAAUAGAAUCACUGAGAGCUCCCUUGCUGGAUUAAGAAAACUGGAACUACUUAUGAUGCAUGGAAAUGACCUACAUAAUAUCCCCAAUGGAGUUUUUAGAGACCUGAUGUCACUGCAGGUGCUGAAGAUGAGCUACAACAAACUGAGGGUGAUCACAGGUCUCACCCUCCAAGGGCUAACAGGCUUGAUCCGACUGCACCUGGACCACAACCGCAUCGAGUUCAUCCACCCGGAUGCCUUCCAGGGCCUGACCACCCUGCGUCUGGUCCACCUAGAGGGCAACCACCUCCAGCAGCUCCAUCCUGCCACCUUCAGCACUUUCUCCCUCCUGCAGCACUUCCGUAUCUCCACACUCAAGCACCUAUAUCUGUCCGACAACAGCCUCACCACGCUACCCAAGCAGAUGCUGAAAGGCAUGCCCCAGCUGGAGAAUCUCUUCCUGCAUGGGAAUCCCUGGACCUGUGACUGCAAGAUGAAGUGGUUCUUGGACUGGAGUGCACAUUCCCCAGGUGUGCUGAAAUGUAAGAAGGACAAAGCGUAUGCAAAAGGUCAGCUUUGUCCAAUGUGUUCUUCGCCAAAGCCUCUCAGGAAGAAGGAUAUCUUAGAUCUGGAGGAUCUCACCUGCAGGGGUCCGGUCAUCAGUUCCCUCCAGAAGGAGGCCACGUCUGAGGACAAUGAGAGUGAACUCCUGCCCUUAGAGGACUUCAGGGAUUCUUUUGGGAACAUGACACUAAACCUGACGGAUGAGCAUGGGAACAAAGUGGAUCUGGACUGCAUAAUCAGUGAGCCCAGGGAGUCCACCAAAAUCAGCUGGGACUACAUCAACUCCCAGCAGAUUGCUGCCAACAUGAGCCUCUUCCUGGAUCUGGAGUGUCCAAUAGAUCGGGUUAACUAUGAGAAACUAUGGAAACUCAUUGCAUACUACAGUGAGGUUCCUGUACACUUGCAGAGAGAGAUCAUGCUGAGCAAAGAGCCCAAGUUAAGCUACAGGUACAGGCAAGACAUAGAAAAGGAUGCAUAUUAUUACACUGGGGUGAGGGCUAAUGUGUGGUCCCAGCCACCCUGGCUCAUGCAGUCAUUUCUCAACCUGCAACUGAACCGACCCCAGUCAACUGGGAAGAGCGUGAAAUUAAUCCUCAGUACUCACACCACACAGAUUGUGGAGACUGAGAUGAUGAGAAGGCAGAGGAGGAAGUGGGUCAUGAUAGAGUCCAAUAACAAGACCAGAACUGUGCAGAGCACUGUGGUGGGUGGCAUGAGUGAAAUGGAUUGCAACAUCCUGAGCUCUGGAGAGCACUCCAUUCAGUGGAUGCUGCCAGACGGCUCCAGGGUGGUGGCACCUUAUAACAGCGCAGACAAUCGCGUUUCUGUAUCCAGCACAGGGAGGCUGGUUAUCAAAGCGGUGGACCACUCAGAUGCCGGUGUGUACUACUGCAUAGCACAGGUGAGGGAUGACCUUGACGUUCUUCCUUUCCGCCUCUCAGUGCAGGAGUCUUCAGGCCCGCCCCCUGGAGGCGAAGGCGGUGCACCUGUGGACAGUUCUGUAGGUGAACCCGUCUCUCUGCCGUGUGUGGCCUCUGGUACACCAGAUGCAGAGGUGAACUGGAUUCUGCCAGACGGCAACAUUGUGAGCUUCAAAGCAAACUCAUCCCGAGCUUUUGUGUAUUCAAAUGGAACAUUGUUCAUACCACAGAGUCAACUGAACGAUAAUGGAUAUUACAAAUGUGUAGCUGUGAACCAGCAUGGCAUAGAUUCCCUGGCCACAAAGGUGACCCUCACAAGGCGGCAAGGGGCACGGCCUCUGAGAAAGUUUCCUAUGAGGCCUCAGCCAGCUGAAGGCGUUUCAACAAAAAAAGCCUUAGUGGAGGAUAAUGAGGAGUCAUCUGGUGAUGAUGAUAUUCAGGAGAAGGUGCCCUCUAGACGAAUGGAUCUGAUAAGCCGAAGGCGUGGCCAGAAGCCUAACACACGUGGACAUCCAUUUAGAAAUUCCUGGAGACGAGUCCAAGGACAGAGAAAGCCAAUCCGGAAAGGUUCCCGUGUCGGAGAUGGAAGGAACACAGUGGAGAAUAGAAGAAGAGUUAGCAUGUCUAAUAAGAAAAUAGAUCCCCAGCGAUGGGCUGACAUUUUGGCCAAGAUUCGUGAUAAAAGUGAUCCAAAAACCACAACCUCCAUUUCAGUCCAAACCAGCACAGUGCCACAGUCCAAGCCCAUUUCAACGACUGGUGAAAGGGAGCUUGAAUCUCAGGAGAACACAGAAGGAUCUUCUGUUGAUGAUACAAGCUUGCAGGAGAGAUUGUUUGUAAUCACCACUCCACAAAUUCCAGUGCAGCAUGCUCAGGACCGCCUGGUCACUGAGCCCUCAUAUUCAGAGGACAAGACUAACAGCAUUCACCAAAUAUCUGCACCCAAAACUAACAUUGACUCAGACACUGUGACAACCAGCACUCAUAUUUCACAACCCACAUCUGGUCCACAGGAGUCCAAUUAUAUUGUCACAGACUUAAAGACUGAAGGGGAACAGAGUGAAAACAUCUUAAGGACCAGUACAGCCUACAAUGUGGCUUUAUGGGAAAGUCAAAGUGAUACAAUGGAAAGCAACCCAGCUUCUACAGUUCCUAAUUUCCCUCUCCAUUCUGAAAGCAAUCAAGAGUCUGAAGGGCCAAGGAAUAAUAGACCUAGUAAUGGAAAAACCACAGAACGUCACAAUGAGGCCUAUGAAGGGAGAACUGAACAAAUAAGUCAGUCAUUAUCUGUAGAUAAUUUUGACCCGGACCCAAAUGCAGAAAACAAUGCAGAAGGUAAUGAUUUUUCUAGGAUAACAUCAGCACUACCACUACCAACAACAACAACAACAUCAACAAUGGUUAUUCUUGAAACUACACUGAAGAAUGUAGCAGAAGAUAAACAGAAAAGUCAGCAACUUGGACUGCUUACUACCGCUGCUCCAACCACCAAACCCACUGCAGCUGGCAGCACUGGAGAGGAACCUCACUCCAGCUCUGUCCCCUCACGUUCCAGAAACCCAUGGAAUUCAAGGAGGAGGUUUGGUGGCAGGAGACGACCCAACAGAAUAAGAAUGAGGCCAAACAACGCCCACCCAUCCCCACGCUUCUCCACUGCUAGGCCACGCCAGCCCUCAGCAUCCACACAUGGGAGAGCCCCCACCCCAACAGUCAUUGCAACCACAGUUCCAUCUCCUGAAAUAGAAACAUCAGUGAAUGCCAAGAGCACAGUCACUAAACCUACUGUCACUCAGUCUACCACUGAAUGCCAGACUUCAUCGGGCAAAACAACAAAACAGCAGGACACUGUUGUGUCAAGCAUCCCACCACCGUAUAUUUUCACAAGUACCUUGUCAGUAACACAGUCUCCACAAACUUCUGUGGGUCUGGUCACAGGACAUGAGCAGACAAGUGAACACAAAGUAGCUACUGAGGCACUUCCAUCUUCAUUGCCAGGCCAUGAAACUGUUACUUUGGCAGCAGGUCAGGAAGAAUUUACAAGCAAAAGUCAUCUGGAAGUUAAACCUUUUGAAGAGACUCACAGUGAAAACACUGCUGUAGACGUCAGCUCCAUGCCAGGGCCUGGCAGGACCACGCAUAACUCCCACAUCCAACCGGGAGUGCAACCGGAAAAAGAUCUCAUCAAAAUAUACAAUAAGCCUAAAAUCCCAGAUUCUGAGGUGACGCCAGAUAAUAAAGAAUUAGCACUGUGGCCCGUGUCCUCUUCUAACCCGAGAAGGCCUACAAACAUCCAACAUGAAGUCACCAAAGUACACGAUUCACAAACAAAACCAGGUGUAUAUGAAGAAACUUUGGACAGGCAAGAAAAAAUACCUUCUAUACAGAUACCAACAAAGAAACCAAUAACACCAGUCAAUUAUAAUCAAGGAUCUGGUCCUAUCAAAACAACACCCACUCCCGUAAAACCUAAACCUUCCGUUACCAGAGAAUAUGAAGUAACCAUGAACAGUACCCCACCCAGAAAACCAGUGUCAGUAGCAAGUGAAGAAAAGGACUUAUCACCCAUGAAGAAUAAUAUCCUUAUAGUAACAACAAAUAAAACUAUGACAACCACAUCAACUGCAACAACAACAGGAGUGCUCACCAGAACAAGAUCAACAGUAACUCCCAGACUGAAUCAGAAUGCACAGCUGCCUGACUCACACUCCAACAGACAGCAACCUGGACUGUCUCACAAUACAAGGAACAUUGGAGGAAAUUACAUACCAGACAGGCAUAGUGGAAGAGUAUCUAGCACCAACCAGAGGUACCCGUAUUACCCAAAUAACAGAAACACCCUUGUCAUUAGCAGGCCUGAUCCCUUCAGAACACCUGACAGGACAAGACCACCUGCCACAAACCCCACAAACAUAGCAAUAGGCCCCAAGCCAGGUUCAGUCAACAAUGUCCAGCCAACCACCCCAAGAUCAGUAAAUUCAAGAGCUCCCACAAGUCCACCAGCUGUUCAAAAGAUGACAUCUAGUCCCUCAAAAACAACACCACCUUCAAAGUCCACUGUUCAGCCUCAAGUGAUUCAGGGCACUAGACCCAGACUACCAAACACUCCAUCUUUCCCAAAUACUGCAAUCCUGUUGAAUGUGACGAGAGACUCUUCCAGAAGCCCUGUGGUGCCAGUUCAAAGAGGGAGACCCAGGAUCACCACCACCAACCUUCACACUGUGUCAGUGCAUGCAGAGAUGGACGCUGCGCUGCCCUGUGACACUGUGGGGGAGCCCAAACCCUUCCUCACCUGGACUAAAGUUUCCACUGGAGCCAUCAUGGCACAGAACACUAGAGUCCAGAGAUUUGAGGUUCAGGCCAACGGGACAUUUGUCAUCCGAAAUGCCCAGCUUCAGGACCGUGGGCAGUAUCUGUGCACAGCCCAGAACCAGUACGGGGUAGAUAAGAUGAUGGUCACACUGGUGGUGCUGGCUCAGCAGCCCAGGAUGAUGCAGCCGCACCAUCAGGACGUGACAGUGUACCUAAGCGACAGCACCAACCUGGAGUGCCAGGCACAGGGGCUCCCCACACCGCAUAUCACCUGGGUGCUGCCCGACAGGGGCGUGCUGCGGUCCGCCAGUAGCACCGAGCAGCGGGUCAUGCUCUUGGCCAACGGGACCCUCCGGAUCAAGCACGUCAGCUACCCAGACCGAGGGAUUUACAAAUGCAUAGCGAGCAACGCCGCCGGGGCUGACACGCUGUCCGUGCGUCUCCACGUGGCAGCCCUGCCCCCUAUGAUCCAACAGCAGCGGCAGGAGAACUUCACACUUCCCGAGGGGCAGACAGUCUACAUCCAUUGUACCGCCAAGGGCGCCCCCCAGCCCAGCAUCCGCUGGAUCAUCUUUGAUGGGACACAGAUCCGCCCCUCGCAGUUUGUCAACGGCAACCUCUUUGUGUUCCCCAAUGGGACGCUGUACAUCCGCAACCUGUCGCCCAAGGACAGCGGCAACUACGAGUGCAUGGCCAGCAAUGCUGUGGGGGCCACCAAGAGGACCAUCAGCCUUCUGGUGCGAAAGAGCGCCUCCACGGCCAAGAUCACCUCCACCUCGCCACAGAGGACUGACGUCUCGUACGGGGGACAGCUGCGUCUGGACUGCAUUGCCUCUGGAGACCCGGGACCCAGAAUCAUCUGGAGGAUUCCCUCCAAAAAGCUGGUGGAUGCCCAUUACAGUUUUGAUCCCAGGAUCAAAGUCUUCAGUAACGGCACACUGUCAAUCCGAGCAGUAACAGAAAAGGAUGAGGGGGACUACUUGUGCGUAGCCAGAAACAAGAUGGGGGAUGACUAUGUACUCUUGAAGGUCAGUGUCAUGAUGAAGCCAGCCAAGAUUGAAUACAAGCAGCUGGCCAAUCAAAAGGUGACAUAUGGAGGAGAUCUGAAAGUGGACUGCAUUGCGUCUGGCCUUCCUAACCCAGAGAUCAGGUGGGGCCUGCCAGAUGGCACUAUGGUGAACAGCGUCAUGCAGUCUGAUGACAGCGGGGCACGGACCAGGAGAUAUGUGGUCUUCGACAAUGGGACGCUUUACUUUAACGAUGUGGGAAUGAAGGAAGAGGGUGACUACACAUGCUAUGCUGAGAAUCAGAUCGGCAAGGACGAGAUGAAAGUCCACAUCAAGGUUGUGGCCGAUUCCCCAGUCAUCAAAAACAAAACGUAUGAGGUCAUCAAAGUCCCCUAUGGGGAUUCCAUCUCCCUGAAAUGCAGUGCCAAGGGAGAACCAACACCAACCAUCUCUUGGCUCUCCCCUACUAACCGCAUCAUUCCACCUUCAUCAGACAAGUACCAAGUACAUAAUGAUGGGACACUUCUCAUUCAGAAAGCCCAGAGAUUUGAUAAUGGAAAUUACACAUGUAUGGCCAGGAACACUGCUGGGCAGGAUAGGAAGGUCAUCAGGGUGGAGGUUCUAGUCUCCCCACCCACCAUCAAUGGGUUAAGAAGCAUGGCAAACACAGUCAGGGAAACAGCUGUUAGGGACCAGCGCAAGCUCCUGGACUGCAAGGCGGAGGGGAUGCCCAUCCCUCGAGUCAUGUGGGUUCUGCCUGAAAAUGUUGUCCUUCCUGCACCGUACUACGGGAGCAGAAUAACGGUCCACCGCAAUGGAACUCUGGACAUUCGCUCCCUGAGGAAGACAGAUUCAGUUCAGCUCGUCUGCAUCGCACGCAACGAAGGGGGUGAAGCCCGCUUGGUGGUCCAACUGGAUGUGACAGAGUUUACAGAGAGACCACAGCUCAGAAGCCUCAAAACUGAAACCGUCUCCCUCACUGUUGGCAGUGCAAUGUCUGUGAACUGUUCUGUCGAGGGCAAGCCAACUCCAGAGAUAACCUGGAUCCUUCCCAACGGCUCCCCACUUCUAAGUGGUACUCAAUUUUCUAGAUUCUUCCACGGGCCAGAUGGCACCCUGCACAUCAGCAACCCCUCAGCAUCUGACGCCGGGCUUUACCGAUGUGUGGGCCGGAAUGCAGCCGGACACGUCGAGCGGACUGUCACCCUUGAGCUGGGGAAAAAGCCAGACAUCAGCAACAAGUACAACUCGUUAGUGAGCAUCAUCAAUGGAGAGAACUUACAGCUCCACUGCCUGUCCAAUAGUAACCCUCUGCCCAAGCUAUCCUGGACACUGCCCAGCGGCCUCGUUCUGACCAGGCCCCAAAGAAUGGGACGCUAUGCAGUUCUGCAGAACGGCACCCUUAUGGUCCAGCAAGCCUCGGUCUAUGACAGGGGCACAUAUUCCUGCAAGACCGUGAAUGAGUAUGGGAGCUCGCUUCUGACCGUGCCCGUGAUUGUGAUAGCGUACCCACCUCGGAUCACCAGUGGCCCCGCCCCGGUGACCUACGCCAGGGUGGGUGUGGCUAUCCAGCUGAACUGCAUGGCCAUCGGCAUCCCCAAAGCAGAGGUGGUGUGGGAGAUGCCUGAUAAAACGCAGCUAAUGGCCACCCAUCAGCCUCGACUCUUUGGCAACAAAUACUUACAUCCACAAGGCUCUCUAGUCAUCCAGAACCCAUCCAGCAGAGACACCGGUUUCUAUAAGUGCACUGCCAAAAACGUCAUAGGAAUGGACACCAAAGCCACAUAUGUACAUGUUUUUUGAUUAGCAGACACAUAUAAUUUCACCAAUGCCCAAGAAACUGCGGAGCUCAGUGCAGCAAAUACUGUUUAUGCAGAUAUAUUUUGAAAACUGAAGUAUUGUU
Megalops cyprinoides (Indo-Pacific tarpon) is the source of this 7982-nucleotide messenger RNA. RefSeq names its product matrix-remodeling-associated protein 5-like. NCBI's taxonomy places the organism in Eukaryota, Metazoa, Chordata, Actinopteri, Elopiformes, Megalopidae. Gene Ontology annotation, molecular function: protein binding. Bases 110 to 7882 code for a protein of 2590 amino acids. Gene Ontology annotation, cellular component: extracellular region. The transcript is spliced from 7 exons. The record is from RefSeq and is a predicted model, not a curated record.